This is a messenger RNA of Mercenaria mercenaria, 789 nucleotides long. RefSeq lists its product as uncharacterized. The coding region runs from base 1 to 789 and encodes 262 amino acids. NCBI's taxonomy places the organism in Eukaryota, Metazoa, Mollusca, Bivalvia, Venerida, Veneridae. The record is from RefSeq and is a predicted model, not a curated record. The transcript has a single exon.
AUGGACUGUGCACCAAAGUCAAACCACAUAUACAGCUUAUACAAAUUUAAAUCGCGAAUUCAGCAAGAAGGAGAAGUCUUUGAACAAUUUGUAACAGAACUGAAAAUCCUUAUUAAGGACUGUGGCUAUCCAGACACAAUCAUUGACGAAGUGAUCAGAGAUCACAUAGUGUUUGAAAUACGCUCGCACAAGAUACGAGAAAAACUCAUAAGCGAAGGAUCGGGACUGACACUUGAAAAGUGCAUGGAUAUAGCACGGACUUAUGAGUUGAGUCAAACUCAGGUCAAGGACAUUAAUUGUCAAUCACAGUCAGUGAAUGCAGUCAGACGAAACCCAAUGUACAGGGCAGCGCAGAAGAAAACACGGAGUACAAUGCAACAGACUUAUUCCAGAAACCCCCAAGAUCGCCAACAGAGACCAUUUCAAGGGAAACAACAAGGUGGACAAUAUGAUACACAUAGGACUAGCAAUUUCUGUGAUAAUUGUGGGAAUUCAAAGCAUGGAUAUAAUGACAUGUGUCCCGCUAAAGGGAAAUUUUGUGAUUAUUGUACAAAACCCAAUCAUUUUGCCAAAGUAUGCAGAAGGAGAAAGCUUGACAACAACAAAAUCAAUGAGGUAACACAUUUUGAUACUACAUCUGAUCUUGAAUAUUCCUCCCUUGACACCCCUUCCCAUGAUGAUGAAUUCUAUGUCAAUACAGUUGAGCAUGAUCAUUUCGCAAAUCAAGCAUUUGCCACAAUCACAAUUGGUUCAACACAAAUUUCCAUGAAAAUUGAUAGCGGUGCAUAG